AUGAACAAACCAGCAACAUCCUCCAAUCGAAACAAACGAAGAGCAAGCAAAUCCAAGAGUGAAAAAUCAAAUUCAAAUUGGUGUAAAGACCCUAACGUAGAAAUAGUCAUGUUAGAAUCUAUGGAACAAGUGAUUCCAAUCGAUUUUGUUAAACCUUUUUCAAUUUUAAAUAUUCAUGUAGCGUUGAAAGAAGACGCCAAAAUGGACGUUCAGAUUGAACAAAUAGAAAAUCGAUUGAAUGAAUUGUAUAAUUAUCAAAUACUAGAAACACAUCGUCAUUGUGUGGAUGAUGAAGAUCCAGAAGAUUUUGUUUUACCACAGGAUAUUAUGGAAGAAUUCGGAGCAAGAGUGAUUGAUGAAAGUAGCAGCAGCAAGAAAGCAACACCAAGAUCAAAAAAAAGAAAAUAA
This is a messenger RNA of Naegleria fowleri, 408 nucleotides long. RefSeq lists its product as uncharacterized. The transcript has a single exon. Gene Ontology annotation, biological process: regulation of DNA-templated transcription. The coding region runs from base 1 to 408 and encodes 135 amino acids. Lineage: Eukaryota; Heterolobosea; Eutetramitea; Acrasida; Naegleriidae. The record is from RefSeq and is a predicted model, not a curated record. Gene Ontology annotation, cellular component: H4/H2A histone acetyltransferase complex; nucleus.